This is a messenger RNA of Propithecus coquereli (Coquerel's sifaka), 897 nucleotides long. It is a transcript of the gene IL34, whose product is annotated as interleukin 34. Lineage: Eukaryota; Metazoa; Chordata; Mammalia; Primates; Indriidae. Gene Ontology annotation, biological process: positive regulation of cell population proliferation; positive regulation of protein phosphorylation; positive regulation of macrophage differentiation. Gene Ontology annotation, molecular function: macrophage colony-stimulating factor receptor binding; cytokine activity. The transcript is spliced from 5 exons. Bases 421 to 897 code for a protein of 158 amino acids. The record is from RefSeq and is a predicted model, not a curated record.
GCCUUGUGGGGUGGUGAGCUCCCCGUUAGUGGAGGCAGAGCCAGAUUUCACGCUGAGCAGCUGCAGUCGGAGGAAUCAGAGAAAGCGCCACCCGGCCCCAGAUUCCAAGGGGCCUGCCGGGGACUGUCUCCUCCUCGGGAAGGGGGACCCCGAGGCUGCAUCUCAGACCAGCUCCUGGGCUGCCAUGGGACUCUCGGCCGCCGCCCCCCGGCUGUCCUCCGUGCUGCCAGGCAGAUAAGGGCGGCUGCUGCCCCAGGAGCACCUGCCCUCUCCGCUGCCUGGCUGAUCCUUCAGGGCCAGCCCUUCCCUGACCUGGUGGCCACCUUUGCUGACCCGAGGCCAUGUAGGCUCCACUCGGGCCUCUGUGGACACACUGCCGGGGACAGCACCUCUGCUCUCUGGGGACCGCAGCGCACCACCAUGCCCCGGGGCUUCGCCUGGCUACGCUAUCUCGGCAUCCUCCUCGGCAUGGCCCUGGAGGGGUUGGAGGUGUGGUCCCUGACCCAGAGGGAGGAGUGUGCCGUCACCGGUUUUCUACGGGACAAGCUGCAGUACAGGAACCGGCUUCAGUACAUGAAACACUACUUCCCCAUCAACUACAUGAUCAGCGUGCCUUACGAGGGGGUGUUCAGAAUCGCCAAUGUCACCAGGCUGCGGAGGGCCCGAGUGAGCGAGCGCGAGCUGCGGUGCCUGUGGGUCCUGGUGAGCCUCAGUGCCGCCGAGUCGGUGCAGGACGUGCUGCUCGAGGGCCACCCAUCCUGGGAGUACCUGCAGGAGGUGCAGACGCUGCUGCUGGACGUCCGGAAGGGCCUCAGGGUGAGCUGUGCGGCGGCGGCUGUGUACACGCGUGCGUAUGUGCUUGUGUUCGUGCGCUUUCGUGUGACCAAGAACCAUUGA